Porites lobata is the source of this 546-nucleotide messenger RNA. The record is from the annotation of a GenBank genome assembly. NCBI's taxonomy places the organism in Eukaryota, Metazoa, Cnidaria, Anthozoa, Scleractinia, Poritidae.
AUGGAACUGGAAUCCGUUAAUUUCGACCCCGAGAAGCAAGAAGUGUUCUCAAACGUUGAAAACCGUCCUUCGUUUCCCUUUGACACAAUCCAUAUAUCUUGCAAGUCAGAUGCGUAUCAAGGAAAAGGUUAUAACUACGCUGGUGUCCUCAUUUACGCCUACAAUGGCAAGACAAAGUGGGAAACCCGGAAUGGUACACGCUGUAGAGGUGGAUAUCUUGUGAUUAAGGAUACUAAAAGCGAGGAAGUGAACGAGUUUAUUGCAAAAAGCGAUGGAAAGGUACAUGGUGCUGUCUACAGAGGCGCCUUUGGAGAAGAACACAACGAGGCAGUUGUCAUCGGCGAAGGUUUCGCUGUGGUGAAAGGAAAGUUCAAGAUGAAUUCUGGCGUGUUCAAUAAGGCAGAAGAUAGCUACCACGACGAAGAAAGAUGCAUGGAUGAUAAUACCUCUCGUUGCGUUGAGAAAGUCGUUAAUUACUGGAAGGAAGCGGGUAAAGACUUCCUUCGUUGCCAAAAUUUCAAGGUCCAAGACUUGCUGAAGGAAUAA